Tripterygium wilfordii is the source of this 2476-nucleotide messenger RNA. RefSeq names its product probable protein phosphatase 2C 38. The transcript is spliced from 5 exons. Gene Ontology annotation, biological process: protein dephosphorylation. Bases 549 to 1721 code for a protein of 390 amino acids. Gene Ontology annotation, molecular function: cation binding; protein serine/threonine phosphatase activity. NCBI's taxonomy places the organism in Eukaryota, Viridiplantae, Streptophyta, Magnoliopsida, Celastrales, Celastraceae. The record is from RefSeq and is a predicted model, not a curated record.
AAAACCAAAAAACAAAUGAAAACCCCAAAGCAGAACACCCACAAAGCCAAAACUAGAAAAGCCUACGGAUUUCAGCACAAGCGAUUUGUUGUAUAAUUUUCUCUUCUUCUCCUCCUCCUCCUCCUCUCUAUAGAAGAAAAUAUAUCUUAUACCCACAAAUCACGGCUUUGCAAUCUCUCUCUAGAUCUAAGUUUUCUCCAGCCUUGUCAUUACAAUCUUUUUUUUUUUUAUUCCUUUUGUUUUGUUGUAGAAACUUCUAAAUCCCCCCUCAUUGAUUCUGUAACUAGGCUAAAUCCGACAAAUAUCGGACUUCUCUUUGUGCCUCGGCUAUAAAUGAACGGAUCAUCCAGUUUUGUUGUUUGGGAUUGACAAGAUUAAUGGUGUCUACUUUCAUCAAUGCAUGCUUGAUUUCUGAAGUUCCUAUUGGGUGCUUAAGGAUUGAAGAGUGGCUAGAACAUAGUUUAGGGCCUUAGGCCUUGAAAUAGUUGUCAACGCUGGUUUUAUGACUAGUUUGGUUGCGGGAUAAUUUGGUUGAGAACAUAUGAGUGAUGGUAUCAACGACAUUGAUGAAGUUUGUAAAGCCCUGUUGGUCUUUUGCUGAGGGUGAAACUUCUAUUAGAGGUGGGGAUACCUGUGGCCGGGUUGAUGGCUUGUUGUGGUACAAGGAUUCAGGAACCCACGUUAAUGGGGAAUUCUCGAUGGCCGUCAUUCAAGCUAACAAUUUGUUGGAAGACCAUAGCCAACUUGAGUCUGGGCCGAUGAGCUCGGUUGAAUCAGGUCCGCAGGGAACGUUUGUGGGAAUAUAUGAUGGCCAUGGAGGUCCAGAAACUGCCCGAUUUAUAAAUGAUCGCCUAUUCGAAAAUAUCAAGACCAUUCAUGAUGCAGAAUUCACACUGGAGAAUCAUGGAAUGUCUGCCAAUGUUAUCCACAAAGCAUUUUUGGCAACGGAAGAGGAGUUUCUUUCUCUAGUGAAGAAGCAGUGGCUAAGUAAGCCCCAAAUUGCUUCGGUUGGCUCAUGUUGUUUGGUAGGUGUAGUUUGUAGUGGACUGCUAUACAUUGCAAAUGCAGGAGAUUCUCGAGCAGUGUUAGGAAGACUGGAAAAAUCUGUUAAGGAGGUAAAAGCUAUUCAGUUGUCAACUGAACACAACGCUAGUAUAGAAUCAGUGCGUGAGGAGUUGCAUUUAUUGCAUCCCAAUGAUCCACAGAUUGUGGUGUUGAAGCAUAAAGUUUGGCGUGUGAAGGGUCUGAUACAGAUAUCAAGAUCCAUUGGUGAUGCCUAUCUGAAGAAGGCAGAAUUUAACAGGGAACCUCUUUUAUCGAAGUUUAGACUGCCUGAACCCUUCCGUGAUCCAAUUCUUAAAGCUGAGCCGACAAUUUUAGUGCAAAAAGUUUACCCUGAAGACCAGUUUCUUAUAUUUGCAUCAGAUGGUCUAUGGGAGCACCUAAGCAAUCAGGAAGCAGUCGACAUUGUCAACAAUAGUCCACGUAAUGGUAUUGCACGGAAACUUGUGAAAGCUGCACUCUGUGAGGCAGCAAAGAAAAGAGAAAUGAGAUAUUCGGACUUGAAAAGGAUUGAUCGUGGUGUGAGGAGACAUUUUCACGACGAUGUCACAGUUAUAGUAUUGUUCCUUGAUUCACAUUUGGUCAGUCGGAGCUCUUGGCGCGGACCUAUUCUUUCAAUCAAAGCGGGUAGUGGUAUCUCUGGAAAUGCCAACAAUUAGUGCAAGAGGUUCCAAACACUUCCCACUUAAUCACUAUUUUAUCAUCUGCAUUAAGUAACGGUAUCUUUUUCCCCGUUGAGGAGACAUUAAAGAAUUAUUCUGGGCAACUUGUUUCCAGAACAUGAUAAAAGAUCUCAUUAGAUUGUAGAGUUGAUGCCAAAGACAGAUGAUUGCAAAAAUCACAGUCACAGUUGUCAGUUGACGGCAUAUGAUACUUCACAAAUACCACCCCCGCUGGCUUUGGCUGUACGUUGUUGCCUAAACACUAUGAAGGAUAUUUUUUCCGCAGGCGAGAUUCAAACUCAUGGAAUUUGACUUGUUUAUAGUUUACUGCCCACAUAAGUUACUUUGCAGUGUGUUUAAAUUAUGUAGUGUAUGGUUAUCGGAUUAUUCCACGCCUUUGUCAUUUUUUAAGCUCUUUUAUCCUCUCAGUCUACACUAGUUUCUGGCGUUGACCAUGUUCGCGAGUUGUUCAUUGAUGGAUAGCACUUUGAACAAUGGCCUCAACGGAAGCCAACUGUACAUCUUGCAUGUUCUUAACUAGAAACGUCGAAGGGAUUUGCGUUUUGGUCUCUACUUAAUUAGGUUCACAAGUUCAGUCAGAUUACGUAGUUUCCCCCCUUCCCCGCUUCUCCUGAACGCUAAUCGACUUGGUGUUUUUAUUCUUUUAUUGGUAUGGGGUUCAAAGAUGAUGUAUAUGUGCUUGUUUUAGAUGAUCUUUACAAGGAAUGCCAAAGAAAGUAUUGUAUGUUGUA